AUGGAGGAAUCUGCCAGUAACUCUAUACCAAUUGAAGAUUCUAAAGAGCCUGCUGCACAUUAUGAGAGCGAGAGUCUCAAAGCCAAUAUGCUGGAAAGGGCAGGCUUUGAUAUCCGCCGAGAGAUAUUUAGCUAUGUCCUUCUUGUCACUCUACCGAUGAAGUUCGACCACUCUAUACUAUGGGCCGGGCGGAGCACAACUCAUAUUAGACACCGAGAACUGGACUUCCGAAAUGUCAAUUGCUUACUUUUCAGACUUAACAAAGAGCUGUCCCGUGAAGCUCUAGAAUAUUUCUAUACACAAAAUCAUUUUGUGUACUUCCAAACAUUUUAUUGUCAUGAUCUUAGACAUGCGCUCUUGAAUACAUUGCCUACGAGGAGAUUCGACCGUGAACUCCAGUCUCUCAAGAAUUAUAUGCUUUGUAUUUCACUAGAGCAUAGACACCACAAUAAUUGGAUAAAAACGGAGAAACCCUCGAAAUAUUUCGAGUCUGUAGUAAUCAGAAGUGAAGAUCUUGCAGACUUCUUUUUGCUUUUAGAUAAGUACACUAGCUCUCAGCGAAGAUCACCACUGGUAGGGAUAUCGCUCGAUUUCAAUUUGCUGAUGCCUCAAAACAGGCAUCUACAAGCAGCUCACGAAAUUUUGGAAGCCAUAAGAUUACACACAAGGGAACCCGUCCGAAGUGCUAGCUUCGAAGAGCGCCAGAUUUCUCUAUAUAUCUCUGGGGAUGUAACAGAAGAACAAAUCCUUCAGAUCAAGGACUCCAUGAGGUUAGAUCGGCUACAGCCGUCGGAUUUCGAACAGAAAGGGCGAGACUACAUGCAAAAAGCUCAGUUCUUGGCACCAAAGCAUGAUUGUGUUGAUUGGAUAAAAGCCAUGCAAUUUCUGACCAUGAGUGGCAAAUUUCCAAAAAAGCAGCUCGUGUGCGACGUAUUCGAUACCGCCGGCUCGCUUUUCACGAAGCUUAAGAUGCCACUAGAAGCAUUGGUUGCAACUAACAAUGCGUUAUGCCUUAGCGCAACAUCGAAUAGCUCAGAAACAACCCGCAGCUUGUACCAGCGACUAGAAGAGCUGUUGCUUGCAGAAGCAACGUGGGAUAUCGGUCAAUAUUUGGUAGAGGAGACUCUCAAGAAGUAUCCCGCCAAUACUCGUCUGCAAGAUGCCGCUUCUCGGAUCAGAGCCCAGAGGCAGCAAAAAGCGGAAAUGUAG
Messenger RNA from Glarea lozoyensis ATCC 20868, 1209 nucleotides. RefSeq lists its product as uncharacterized. NCBI's taxonomy places the organism in Eukaryota, Fungi, Ascomycota, Leotiomycetes, Helotiales, Helotiaceae. The record is from RefSeq and is a predicted model, not a curated record. The transcript is spliced from 2 exons. The coding region runs from base 1 to 1209 and encodes 402 amino acids.